UACCUGAUGUGCACGCAUGGAGCACCGGAGGGAAAGGUAAAAAUGAGGCUGGUUGGUUGGGACAAAAUCAAUGCGAACGUAGAAGAAUUGACCGGAGGAUGGUGCGUGCAUGGCAGGCAUGAAGGCAAGAGCAUGAGGCCAGGGGAGCGACAGGUGCCGAGUCGCCCACGUGGGUUCUCUUAGCAGUAGAAGACGGCUUCCUUGUGACUGCUUGGAGUCAGGACGACGCCGAGUAAGCGAGUGGGGGGAUCCAUUCGGUAGCAAAUGCUGCUAACCCGUCGCAAGGUCAAGAUCAGUCGGUUAAUCUCGUCCAGUGAGCGAAGACCUUGCUUGCACCUUGCACAAUUAUUGGAAAUAAUUCGUACUUGUCUAUGUUCAGGAAUAAAAUAAAUAUUGCUACAUUAUAGUUUGAUUUUUCAUCAAGAGGCAGAAUAGCGCGGCAAACUUGUACGAAUCAUUUCCACCUGUUGACUUGAAGCAAUUCUUUCUUCUAGAAAGAGAUAUUUCGUUUGAUGGUGUUUAUAGUGCAUGAAACUUUCAAAUUUUGCCGGGUUUUAUCCCCUCUCUCAAUUCACCGCUAAUCACUGUUACACGCGCGUGUAUUCACUGCACCAGCUAUAUUAUUAAUCGCAACUUGUUAUGGAAACUUGUGUUUUGAUUCCAAAAGAGUUCUCAUUGGUUCUUGCUACCGAUCCGUCGAACAAGCUAUUCAAAAAUGCACCCUUCUCCGAGAUGCGGAUCUCGGUGUGGUCCAACGUAUUUAUACCUUCGGGAACGCUUAUAUACCCGUUUCAAGGAUCAAUCAGAUUCGAUAAAAUUGAUUUGUACUCUCUUCUCGAUGACAACGAUAUACGGCGUGAGUACGGCUGCUACGACGAAGUGUCAUUUUCGAAUUAUAAUCUAAACUACCGUCAGUGUAAUUGGAUAAGGUUUCUGCACAUUGCACAGACUUACAACGAACAAGUGAAUCUUAUCGGGACAAAAGUCAGGGGAGAACCGAUAUUUGAGGUGAUCAAAGACGUUCAACCGGACACGGAAUUGGCGGCCUGUUUCGUACCUGUGGAUGAUCACGAUUUAGUGUUUAUAUCACAUGCUCAGUGGACACGUACUGCGAUCUACAGGUACACGAUCGAUUCAAUAUUGGACGAGUCACCGCUCGAUCUGUCGAUGGCCUUAUUAUCGCAUCAGUCAUCGUCAGUUCCAUCUUGUUACGAAGCUGAUGAAUACGAAUCGACGUCCGGCGAAUCAUCGACGUCCACGUUGUCCAUAGUUGGUGAUCACUUAGAAUGCAGCAUCUUGACAACUAUGAAACGAGGUGAACGUGUUUUAUUGCCAUGCGAAGUUUGCGGAAAAUCUUUCGACCGACCAUCCCUGCUUAAGAGGCACAUGAGAACGCACACAGGCGAGAAACCCCACGUAUGCAUGGUAUGCAGCAAAGGCUUCUCAACGUCAAGCUCCUUAAAUACACACAAACGAAUCCACAGCGGAGAAAAACCGCACCAAUGUCUUGUGUGCGGAAAGAAAUUUACUGCUUCCUCGAAUCUCUACUAUCAUCGCAUGACUCACAUAAAGGAAAAGCCACACAAAUGUUCGCAGUGUUCCAAGUCUUUUCCCACGCCGGGUGAUUUGAAAAGUCACACUUACGUUCACAAUGGACUUUGGCCGUUCAGGUGCCACAUAUGUAAUCGCGGAUUCAGCAAACCGACGAAUUUGAAAAAUCACAUGCUGCUGCACUUGGGCAGGUGUUCGAACAAGAAGUUUGUCAAGUCAGACUCAUGAACGGCGGAUGGAUCUCACCAAAAUAGACUGACAAUUAAUUAUAGUAUGGAAGUUGUCUUACCGCACACUGCGAGGACGUACGGUUAACGGAUAUCUCGCGGGCUGCAUCCUAACGGGC
Molecule: messenger RNA, 1897 nt
Organism: Diprion similis
Lineage: Eukaryota; Metazoa; Arthropoda; Insecta; Hymenoptera; Diprionidae
Product: oocyte zinc finger protein XlCOF8.4-like
Exons: 7
Coding region: 640-1779 (379 amino acids)
Cellular component (GO): nucleus
Source: RefSeq, a predicted model, not a curated record